This is a messenger RNA of Capsicum annuum, 2412 nucleotides long. Its product is annotated as protein IWS1 homolog 1-like. Gene Ontology annotation, biological process: regulation of DNA-templated transcription elongation; brassinosteroid mediated signaling pathway. NCBI's taxonomy places the organism in Eukaryota, Viridiplantae, Streptophyta, Magnoliopsida, Solanales, Solanaceae. The transcript is spliced from 11 exons. The coding region runs from base 180 to 1721 and encodes 513 amino acids. The record is from RefSeq and is a predicted model, not a curated record.
AUUCAAAUCAACCUUUUUUCCCCGCUUAAUUGUUACUAUGUGAAGUUAUUCCAACACUUGUUCCCCAAGAAACCUCCAUUCCAUUUCCCGCCAAAUUUCUAAAGAGGAAAAAAUUACAUAAAAAAUCUACGUAGCUUCUUCGUCUGUGUACAUUAUCUAAGUAGAAGUAAGCAGUCACAAUGAGUAAUGAUAACGAUACGCUCAAGGACGAGGAAGGAGAGCCACUGGUUAACUUUGAUGAGGAUUUCCAAUCCGAUCAGGAGCAAUAUGGCAACCUGCUUGAUAAUCUCGAUGAUGAUGAUGCAUGGAAUCAGAGGCAGCGAGGGCGCUCUCCAACUCCCCUGUAUAACACAUCCGAUCACAAAUUGAAGCCCAGGAAGCGGUUGAUCAAGAAGUCGUCAGUGAGAGAGAGUACACCUGGUUUUGGGAUCAGGGAUGACGAUGCUUAUGGUGGUUUCACUGAUGAUGACAUGACCAGGAUUGUGGGUGAUGAGUCUGAUGGCGGUGGUCCUUCACCAUCUCCCAGAGGCGGUGGGAAGAGGAAGAUGUCUGGGAAGGAUAGAAGUGGAGAGAAGAGAAAAGAGAAAGGUGAAAAGAAGUUUAACCCAAGGAAGAAUGGGGGUUACUCCGGGGGAAGUAGGUUGAGGGAUCAGGAGAUGAAGGACAUGUGGGACACCGUUGCCGGUGGUUACUCUGAGGAUGACCGUGAAGGUGGCAAGACAGUGGAUGAUGAUAACUUCAUUGAUGAUAGUGGUUUGGAUCCAGCUGACAGGUAUGCGAGCGACGAUGAACCAAGAUCUACAAGCAGAGCUCUACAGGCUGAAGGAGAAGAGGACGAGGAAAUCAAGCUUCUCUUUAGGGGUGGCAAGAAGAGAAAGAAAAAUGAAAAAAGUGCAGCAGAAAUUGCAUUGCAGGUAGAAAGAGUCAUGGCCGAUCUUGAAGUUGCCGCUGAAGAAGAUGCACUACUGAAUAGUCGGUCAAAACCUGCUAUAAAUAAACUUAAAAAGCUUCCUCAACUUGUAGAAGUUUUAUCAAAGAAACAAUUUCAGCAAGAAUUUUUAGAGCAUGGAGUGUUGACACUUUUAAAGAUUUGGCUUGAACCCCUUCCAGAUGGAAGUUUACCCAAUACAAAUAUCCGUUCUGCAAUCCUAAAGAUCCUUACCGAUUAUCCUAUUGAUCUAGAGCUAAUUGAUAGAAGAGAGGUGCUGAAAAAGAGUGGUCUUGGAAAGGUUAUUAUGUUUCUGUCGAAGUCAGAUGAGGAGAUUACACCAAACCGUAAACUUGCUAAGGAUUUGGUUGACAAAUGGAGUCGACCAAUAUUCAACAAGAGCACAAGGUUUGAUGACAUGAGAAACUAUGACGAUAAAACAGCUGCCCAGUACAGACGGCCAUCCAUGAAAAGGUCUGUCAGUGAAGAUUCAGGAAUGGAGUCUAGAGACGAUGACCUUGACUUGGUUGGAUUUGCACAGGGCAAAAAGUCUGGUCAGUCAUCUUCCAGGCAGCUUACGACAAGGCCUGAAGCAAUGUCAAUGGAUUUUGUGGUGCGGCCUCAAUCCAAGAUUGAUCCUGAAGAAGUUAGGGCGAGGGCUAACACAAUGUUUCUGGACCAGCGCCGACAGAAGAUGAAUAAGAAACUGCAGCAACUAAAAGCUCCAAAAAAGAAGGGACUCCAAGCUACCAAACUCAGCGUGGAGGGUCGUGGCAUGUUGAAGUACCUGUAAUGGCAUAUGGUUCGCGUACUUACAAUAGCACGAUGGCUCAAUCUCCCACAGUUUUCGUGCAUUAGUAAGAUGACUGCUUCAACGCUCGCAGUAUAUGUGAAAUGUACCCGUUCUCAGUGAUCAGUUUUCUUGUGUUGCGUCCGCGCUAACUUCUAAUCUUCCAUGCUAUUAUGCUGGUCAGUGAGAACCAAAAACCAAAAGAUAGGAAAGGUAGCUGAGAUCAUUUUGAUUUUCAUUCACAUUUGCUGAUAUGAUUGGAGUAACUGGUAAAGUUGCUGCCAUGUGACCGGAAGGUCAUAGCCUCAUAGGUUCAAUCCUUGGAAACAACCUUUGGCAGAAAUGCAAGGUAAGACUGCGUACAGUUGUACAUCCUUGUGGUGGGGCCCUUCCCCGGACCCUACGCAUAGCGGGAGCUUUAGUGCACCAGACUACCUUUUUUAUUCACAUUUGCAGCAAACUUCUCAUGUAAUACUUUCGAUGUUCACAUUAAACCAAUGAAUACUUGACACAUGUCUUCUACAUACAGUUUAGUCACUUAACCAUAGGUUAUAUUAACAUGUAUUCUUAUCUUAAUCUUUCUCGUAAUCAUGACAAAGUUAUAUGGUUUGAUUUAAACACGAGGUGUAGUUAAGUUAUAUGGAGUUGUAUUCUUUGGUCGAUUGGCUCGAACAAAAAUUAUUUUGAGAUAAUA